Sinocyclocheilus rhinocerous is the source of this 1273-nucleotide messenger RNA. RefSeq names its product gastrula zinc finger protein XlCGF8.2DB-like. The record is from RefSeq and is a predicted model, not a curated record. The annotation marks the transcript as partial. The transcript has 2 exons. Gene Ontology annotation, biological process: regulation of transcription by RNA polymerase II. NCBI's taxonomy places the organism in Eukaryota, Metazoa, Chordata, Actinopteri, Cypriniformes, Cyprinidae. Gene Ontology annotation, cellular component: PcG protein complex; transcription regulator complex; chromatin. Gene Ontology annotation, molecular function: RNA polymerase II cis-regulatory region sequence-specific DNA binding; DNA-binding transcription factor activity, RNA polymerase II-specific.
CUCACCUUCACUGAAGCUCCUCCCACAGCAACUCAACUUCACUGAAGCCCCUCCCACAGCAACUCACCUUCACUGAAGCUCCUCCCACACAGCAGAUCACCAAUAAAUGCUGGGAUAUUCCCAUCAGCCUAGAAGUGAAGCAGAGCUGAACACUGAGAACAUGAGUGAUCCAGAAUCAUGCAGAAUGGAACACGAAGAGACUGAAGAACAAAGAGACUUGAUGGAACAGAUCGAGGAGAGUGAAGAACUGAGUGAAGGAGAGGAGAAAAAUCCUGUCAAAACUGGAGAAAAGUCAUUUAGGAGAGCCAACAGUUCUUGCCCUCAGACCGGAAAGAGAUUCCCAAACACAAAAAGUCUUAAACUUCACACGAGGGUUCAUGGUGGAGAGAAGAUGCACACGUGUGAUCAGUGCGGGAAGAGUUUCACACAAAAAGGUAGCCUUAAUGAACACACAAAAAUCCACACUGGAGAGAAACCGUACUCAUGUGAUCAGUGCGGGAAGAGUUUCACACGAAAAGACAACCUGAAGAUACAUAUGACAAUCCACACUGGAGAGAAACCGUACUCAUGUGAUCAGUGCGGGAAGAGUUUCACACGAAAAGACCACCUUAAGAGUCACAUGAAAACCCACACUGGAGAGAAACCGUACUCAUGUGAUCAAUGUGGGACCAGUUUUACACAAAAAGUAAACCUUAAGAAACACAUGACAAUACACACUGGAGAGAAACCGCACACAUGUGAUCAGUGCGGGAAGAGUUUUGCACAAAAAGACCACCUGAAGAUACACAUGACAAUCCACACUGGAGAGAAACCGCACACAUGUGAUCAGUGCGGGAUGAGUUUUGCACAAAAAGGAGCCUUUAAUGUUCACAUGAAGAUCCACACCGGAGAGAAGCCACACGCGUGUUCUUUGUGUGGAAAGAGUUUUAGUGUGCUGAGUGGCUUAAAAGAACACCAGAAAAGACACAGUGGUGUGAAGGAUCACAUGUGCUUUGAUUGUGGGAAGACCUUUUUUACUGCCGGUGACCUGAGAAAGCACCAGACCGUUCACACUGGAGGCAAGCCUUACAAGUGUUCACACUGUGACCAGAGAUUUGAUUGGCCAGGAUAUCUGAAAAUACACGAGAAGCUCCACACGGGAGAAAAGCCGCACACGUGUGAUCAGUGCGGGAAGAGUUUUGCACGAAAAGACCACCUUAAGAGUCACAUGAAAACCCACACUGGAGAGAAGCCGUACUCAUGUGAUCAAUGUGGGACCAGUUUUACAUUCAAC